AUGGCUUUCUUGAAGGACACGUGUCGUUCUGUAGGAUUUUUCAUUUCUACUUUGGUUGUUUUGCUGGCCUGCUUUGAUCUGACCGAAGCAGGAGGGAAAACCCUUGUCCUUCUUGAUAAUGCCAACACAAAAGAGACACAUUCCAUCUUUUUUAACUCUCUGAAAGGUAAGACCAAACUUCAUUUGCAAGCAGGGGUUUUUAACAAAGACUUACUUUGGAAGUGUUAAAAAUGUUGGGUUUUGGGCACAAAGAGAUGAAGUGUAUACUAUGGGGACACUGGAUUGUUUUAUAUUUUAGGGAAAUUCUAGUGUGUAAUUUAGAUCGAUAAAUCUAAAAUUUGCCAGCUAAACCAUCCACCGAGCCCUGUGAAUCGAUUCAGCUCUAGGAUUGCAUUGAUUUGUGCACAAAAUUGCAUCAUAAAUCUAAUUUAAGUCCUUUAUUAGCAAGAUGUAUGGAGUGUACUUAAUUUGUAAUGAAUCUAAAGAAAGGAAAACAUUGAUUUGCAGGAUAUGGCCUUUUUGUGUUGUGUUGAGUUGAGAACAAUAAACCAAAGAUUUUGUUUAACCCUUUGACUCCUAACAUUGAUUAGCACCUAAUUUCUCCUAACAUAUCACUCUUGAAUCACACAUCAAAGUUAUGGGAAUAAUGGAAGUUCUUAAUUGUUAGACAAAUUGUUAGCACCUUAGGAAAUGUAUAGAGAAUAGUAUGGAGAAUGUGCACACUUAUUUUAAGGUGUAGAGGGUUGAACAAUAUUGUACAAAAAAUCAAAAACCUUGAUUUUAUUAUAUUCAUUUUUUGUGGUACUGACUAACAGUGCAGUACUUGGGCACUUAAACUCUUUGACAUGUAAAAGUGACCAGCAUCUAGUUUUUUCCUUUCAAUAUCUCCCCUCUUCUACAAAUUAUGGGCAAGAGAAUACAGGAAAUUAUCACAAACUAAAGGAGCUCUUGAUUGUUAAACAAAUUCUCCUUGUGAGCAUCAUAGAAAAUGUAUAGAAAACAGUAUGGAGAACAAGCAUACUGAUGUUAGGGUGUAAAGGGCUAUGGCUGAUAAACAUCAAUUAUAUUCCUUGAUUUUGCCAAUGAAUGGUCUAUUACCUUGUAUCAUAUGUAGAAAAUGUGGAACCUCUUGAAAUUUGACUGUCUCCUCAAGAACACAAUGUAAGGCCUAAACUUGCUUUUGGUAUUAUAUCUUUUUGUUAGAAAGAGGAUUUGAUCUGGUAUUCCGCUCUGCCGAUGACUCAAGCCUCUCUCUUGUAAAAUACGGAGAAUUUCUUUAUCAGCAUCUUGUGAUAUUUUCACCAUCUGUUGAAGGUUUGUUUACUUCCAACUGCAGAAUACAACAAUACUUACUUGACAAGUGUUUCACAACACUUGAGCUUUUUAUGUUUUCCUAUGUUUCCCCCCAUGAUAAUGGCUAAAAAAAACCAAUAGAAAAUAAACCAAUUUUAGAGUUAACUUUUGAGGAAAAGAAAUCUAGGAUAACAGUCUUCCAUAAAUGCCUUUGUGCUUCUUUGAUACUGGUUCAUUAGGACUAUACUACCAGAAUAAUUUUUACAGAUAGAGUAAUAAAUAUUAUUUUGCUCCAUUUUGGAUUUAUGUCUAUCUUGCCUUGUCACUCAAUUCAGAAUUUGGUGGUUCACUGAAUGUCAGAGCAAUCACUGACUUUAUUGAUGGAGGAGGAAAUGUUCUUGUGGCAACAAAUUCUGCAAUUGGUAAGUGAGCUGUUCACCCUUUGUUUCAAGUUUGAAUAAUUAUUUAAGUUUUUUAUUUGACCUAGUACCAAUACAAGCAUGAGAACACUAAUGUCACUCCUUUUAUUAAUUAUUGCAGGUGAUCCCAUCCGUGAGCUUGGAAGUGAAUGUGGAGUGGAAUUUGAUGAAGAGAAAACUUCUGUUAUUGAUCACAUCAACCAUGAUGUUUCUGAUUUGGAUCAGGUAUUUUCUCGCCCUUUUAAGUAGUUACUGUCAAUUUUUGCUGGAUAAUGAGGAUCAUUAAACUGCACUUAAAUAUUGAAUCCUUUACACCCUAAGAUCAGUAUGAAUAUUCUCUACACUAUACUAAACAUUUAUCUUUUCAGUGUCACUGACAAGGAGAAUUUGUUUGACCAUCAAGAAGUUCUCUAGUUGACAAUUAUUUCCUGUAUUCUCUCGACCUUAAUGUUUAAUUGAAUGAUAACACUGUGAGGAGGAAUCUAUUAGAUUAAAGAUUGGUCAGCCAUCCUCCUUUUUUCAGAGGCAUUUUGUGAUCUUUCAUCGGUGAGACUGGCAAAGAAAUGUAGGAUUUUAAGUAGCUGUUGUGUCCUUAAUUAAAUAGUUUUCUUUAUUCUUGUUACUUAUCUUGUUGAUAUUGUAUUGAUAUUGUAAGGAGAAAUUCUCUCUUGGUCACUCAUGGGAGUUAAAGGGUUAAACACAGGGUAGACUUGCAUGGAGAAUCAACAGAGUAUAGUGAAUAAGGAGUCACAAAAUAAACUGAGGAGAUCUAGAAGAGAGGAAGAUUACUAUUUUUGUGGAUGGAAAAAACCAAGAGCAACUUAAGUUUCACCUGUUUUCAUCUGCUCUACCUCUUUGGUGUACUUCUCUCACAAUCAUUCCUUCCAAUAAUAUUUUCUAUUUCUUCCCUUCAUUCCCAUUUUAAAUCAGUAAUUCCAGAUGACAGUAAUUUCAGUAAUUUCAGAUGACAAUCAACAGAAAGCAAGGAGAAAUAACCUUAUUGAUCAAAACUAUAACAAAAUUCUUGAAUGUGAUUGGUUAUCACCAGCCCGAUUUGAGCACUAAUAGGACAGUAUAUGCAUCAUGCUUGUAACUGGGCUGUGUAAUAGGACAUUUAAAGGGAAAGUUAACAUGUCAUGCCUGUGUGAAUGGACAGAAUGCGUCAUGUGGGUGGGCUGUUUUCUGGCAUUUCACCAAGUUAACUGUUGUUUUCUUAUGAAUACGUAAAACCCAUAUCUAGUUUCUUUCUCAAAUUUUGUCAUAGUUGUGAUUAGGUAACAGGACUUUGUGUUAUCCAAUUCUUUCUGUAAUCAUACUCAUGGUUAACAAAUUGGACUCCCACUUUGCAGUUGUCCAAUUUUGUCAGUCACUCGUAAGAUUACAGACCAAAUUGGAAUCCACGUGGUCCUAUUACCAUCACGAAUACAUUUCUGUUUGGCCUGCAACCAGCAUGAAAAGUGUUCCUCAGCUUACAGGAACCAAAAAUCAAUGUUUGAGUCUCUUGUAUGAAGUGCAACACCUUUGUGACUGUCUCUUUGUAAUCAUAUUUCUAGCAUACUCUAAUUGUUGCCGACCCUUCAAAUGUCAUCAAGGCUAGCACUGUUACAGGACACUCAGUGACAAACCCCUCAUUAUUUAAAGGAGUUGGGUAAGUAGAGUUGUCUCUGCCAAGAUCUGAUUUUGAUUCUCCCAUUUAGCUGCUACAAAGUUUCCUGCAAAUUUGUUACAAGAAUGUAGUGUUGGAUCAAGAUAUCUACUUCUUCCUGGAGAGUUUCAGUAUUCUUGUUACCUGUUUACUGGAAUAUAUAUGCAGAACUUAGGGAGGAUUUACAUGUCAAUCACCUCUGGGAGUUAAGGGGUUAAAGUUUACAGAAAACAGACAUCUGAGUUGAAGUCUUUUUGUAACUCCUACCAUAGCAUUUUGUAUCUUUUUAUUGUCUGAAAGAGAAAUGUGCAUGUAAUAAUUUCUGUUUGAGAAGUAAGUGCUGUACGCAAACUUCAUUUUGUUUUUCCUUUUCACAGAAUGACUGCUGAUCCUGACAAUCCCCUUGUAAUGGAGGUCUUGACAGCAUCUUCUACUGCUUAUUCAUACUACCCUGAUGUCAAGAUAUCUGAGGUACAGUCUUCUAACCUUGACUGGGGGCACUGUGUUAUUUUCUUGGGAAAGUGAUGCAAUACCUCACAGACUCCAUGUGGGAAUGUUAAUGAGUACUGGUAAAAAACUUUUGACAAAUUUGUAGGAAAUACUUGAGAGUGGCCUGAGAUGCAGUUGCUCUCAAUUUAUGGGGAUCAAUAUCAGUCAUGGUCCAGUCAUGCUGUAGAAGCUGAGAUAAGCUUUCCUAGUGCAGGCCACUUGGUUUGUACUUAAACCCUUUACACCCUAACAUCAGUAUGCAUAUUCUCCAUACUGUUCUCCAUACAUUUCCAAAGAGGCUGACAGGGAGAAUUUGUUUAACAAUCGAGAGUUGGUGAUCAUCUCCUCUAUUCCCAUGACUUUCGUGCUUGAUUCAGGGGUGAUAUGGUAAGGAGAGAUAAGAUGCCAGUCACUCUCAGGGUCUAAAGGGUUAACUUCUACCCACUUUUCUGUGACUUGGAUGGCCAGAAUGUCUGGAAGAUGUAACUUUUCCAUUUGGAUAAGAAAAAAUGACCAUAAAGGUACUUGUCGAAUUGGACAACCAGAGUAAAUGUGGAAAGCACACUUAAAAGAUCUUGUUAUUUUGGAGAAAGGGCAUACAAAGGAGAUGAGUCAGAAUUAUUUUUGGUCAGACAUCUUCAGCAUUUCAUAUUGAGUAGGGUUGUUUUAACCUUCUUUCUAACAUUUACUGAUCAACUUAAUUAGAGACAUGUUUGUAUUUUCAGUAUCCACAUGCUGUUGGCAAGAGCACUUUGUUGAUUGCUGGUCUUCAAGCCAGGAACAAUGCCAGGGUUGUGUUUUCAGGUUCAUUGGAUUUCUUCAGUGAUGAGUAUGUUACCAUGUUUACACUUGAUUAUUUUGUAAACGUUUCCUACUGUUUGUAAACUUGUUAUUAAAGCUUUGGUUGAGAAAGCUUCUGCUGAAGGAAAUUCGUGAAAUGUCAUGCAAGUGUAUUUUGCAUUAGAGAAGAAAAAUUUUAUAUAUUGCACAAUGACUGUACUUGAAAGACUUCAGGACCUAAGGUACACAUCUUUCAGUGGCCAAAUGUAAAUAUUAAAUAAAUCUGCUAUGAUAUAACACUGCUAUACUCAACUGACCCGCCAAGAAACAGACAGUCCCUUCUUAUUUUUUUGUCAUAAACCAAGAAAAUAUUUGUAAAUAUUCUGACUGAGUUGUGAAUAAAGUUUUGCCUUUCAUUUAUUAUUAUUAUUAUUAUUAUUAUUAUUGAUCAAGUUGAUUUGAAUUUCAUAAGAAUUAUGAGACUUGGGUUGGAUACAAAAUAAUGAGCAUGUACAUCAACUGCAAGCUGGACAUGAAAAAAUGAAGGCACAUUUAGACAAUGUAUUCAUAAUUUUUCCACAGAUAUUUCAACAAGCCCGUGCAGAGUUCCAAAGCUGGUUCCAAACAGUAUGUGAUUUUAAUAAUUUUCUUUUUAUAAAUUCAGUAUGGAACCCUAUCAUUUAUUUCAAUGGCAAGGAUUCCAAAUUUGACAUAAACAAAUUAUAAGAGUUUCACACUGUUGAGUCUAGGCACAAAGCAAGUGGCCAACACCACUAGAGCUUGCCUUUGUUGUGCACAUUUUUUGCUACAUGCACUUUUACUACAAAUGCUUCUAUUUCCCUCUGCAGUCAAUAAUUUACAUGUGUUGUCUGAUUGUACUUUUUUGAUCACAGGUAUGCUAAAUCUGGAAACCAAGAUCUGGCCAUUGCUCUGAGUGAAUGGGUUUUCAAGGAGAAUGGUGUCCUUCGUGUGGGAGAAGUGAAACAUUAUCGUGCAGGAGAAGCAUCACCACCAGCUGCCUACACCAUUGAAGAGGAUGUGGUAAUUAGUUUUCUUUGCAUCUCAAGUAAUGUGCUACAGGGUUCCCUAGAGGCACUGGCUGCUGGCAUUUUGGGUAUGAACGUAUUUGUCCUGGUCUGGGAAAAAAAAAGAGUAGCCUUUGCCAGCUAAGUCUUUUUUAUGGCUGACAACUAAGAAUUAUCUGGAGAGCACUGUUACUGUGUUCAAUGGAUGUGGUUUGGACAGGGGUUCUUGAGCUCCUCUAAAGGAGCUAGUGCUUCUGACAGGGAAACUCAGAGAGUCUUACGGCUCUAGUGUUUCUUUUUUUUUUUUUUUUUUUUUUUUUUUUUUUUUGAUAUCAAUGUUCAAACCAAAAAUAUUUUACUUACAUGUUUUUCUUCUUUUUCAUCUUUCCAGGUUUAUAGCAUCAGAAUUGAGGAGCUGGUUGAUGGAAAGUGGGAAUCAUUCCAAGGGACUGAUGUGCAAUUGGAGUUCUUCAGGAUUGAUCCAUUUGUGAGGACAACACUCAACAAGUCAAAUGGUAUUCUAGUCUCAAUCUUAAAUAUUAUUUAUAAUAUAAUAUAAUCAAUAACAAAGGCCUGUUUGUAUUGUGAAGAGUUUAUUACAACUUUCAAACACUCUGGUGUAUGUUAAAAAAAGUGAAGGCCUUGUUUUUUUCCCCUAAUGUUUUCUUUUAAGUGAAACAGCAGUUUAAAAUGGGGGAAGUAAACAAUUUAAAUACUGUUUUAGUAUCAAUGAGCUAUUUAAUUAAAGUACAUGUACAUGCAGCUUUUUUUUAACCUCAGUCAUGAUGUUUCUUUUAUGGUUACAGAUGGCCUCUUUGUUGCAAAGUUCAAACUGCCUGAUGUGUAUGGGGUGUUCCAGUUUAAGGUGGAAUAUAACCGUGUGGGUUACACUUACCUCCACAGCAAAACUCAGGUAUUGACAUGUAUUCUUUUGUUUUAUUGCUGUUUGAAUUGUUAGUUUGUACCAUUUUGGCAUAUAACUCUUCAGGCACUUAACCCUUAAACUCCCAAGAUCUCAUUGAUAAUUCUCCUAACUGUCUGCCAAAUGAUUCACAUUAUGUUAGUUUGGAGAAUUUGGUAUCGGAUAAAUUAAUUCAUAUUUUCCUUUAUUCUUAUCACUUGUCUGCAUGAUAUUGUAUAGAUAUAGUAAGGAGAAAUUCUGUCUUGGUCACUCACAGGAGUUAAAUGGUCAAGCUUUUUUUGUGGCACAUUUUGUUUAGUGAAAGUGCCUAUUUCAACUACAAGUUUACAGUUGGAAUUAGUUCAACAACUACCAUUUUCUUCCCUUGUUACUAUGACCACCUGAUUGUAACAAUACUGAAAGAGGUGAUCAUACCAUAUGUUCCUUUUUCUGCACUGAAUUGUUUUUUCUAAGAGAGACAAGCUAAUUUCCAGAAGAACUUGGCACUUUUAUUACUGCAGAGUUAUUCCAGUUCCAUCACCUUCAAGCACUAGCCCUUGUCUAUUCAAGACAAUUGCCACUAACUGACUAUCAUAUAUGGGUCAUAGCAAUACCCUUUGUCACUUCAAAAAGAUCUAAUCUACACCAGUAGUGCCUUACAGGAUUUAGAAGGUGUGCCAUCCAAGAGGCUUACACAUUCCAAAGGCCAAAUUGAACCAAUUUAACCUCAGCUAUUCAAAUGCCUGCUGUGAUAAGUGACUUGUUUGUGAUGCUUGCUCUUGUGCCAUUGAUUUGUCACUAUUCCACCUCUGAACUGUGAUAACAUUAUAGUGUUUUCUCAAGAAAGCCCAUCAUGUAGAAACGGUGUGGUUCGUAAUGGGUAAUUUGAUGUUAAUUUGAGUUGAAAACAUAAAUUGGCCACCGUAGAGUUAAAGGCUGACGUUUCGAGUGUUAGUCCUUCAUCAAAGCAAUAGGUGAAGGGCAAAGGAAACAUCAGCUUUUUAACUCUUUAUGGUGGUCAAUUUAUGUUUUCAACUCGGUUGUCAACACCAAAUUACCUGUUCUACCCUCCCACUAACGCAGCACCACAGUUUCUUUAGAAACUUACCCCCUUUAUUGGUUUGUAAUGGGUUUCCUGGCUGCCUUCAGUAUUUUUUUGUACACCUGUUACUUGAAAAUUUAACUUAUGCCCACUUAAGCAUAAAAGACAAACAUUAUCUUUGAUGAAAGGCUAAUUUCAAGUUUCUCUGGGUUUUUUUCAGGUUUCUGUGCGUCCUAGAGAACACACUCAGUAUGAGCGGUUCAUUCCAUCUGCAUACCCUUACUAUGCCAGUGCCUUUUCUAUGAUUUUAGGGUUGUUCAUCUUUAGCUUGGUAUUCCUGCAUCAUCGAGAUGAAGUAAAGAGCAAGGCAGACUAA
This is a messenger RNA of Pocillopora meandrina, 7970 nucleotides long. NCBI's taxonomy places the organism in Eukaryota, Metazoa, Cnidaria, Anthozoa, Scleractinia, Pocilloporidae. The record is from the annotation of a GenBank genome assembly.